Messenger RNA from Haliotis rubra (blacklip abalone), 1806 nucleotides. Its product is annotated as putative ankyrin repeat protein RF_0381. Gene Ontology annotation, molecular function: protein binding. The record is from RefSeq and is a predicted model, not a curated record. Bases 1 to 1806 code for a protein of 601 amino acids. Lineage: Eukaryota; Metazoa; Mollusca; Gastropoda; Lepetellida; Haliotidae. The transcript has a single exon.
AUGAUGAGGAUAACAAUAUCUUACGCUUUCUGCCUGUAUGGAAACUUGGAGAUAGUGAAGUUCAUCCACUCACAGAACAUCAUUGACAUUGACAGUAGGGGGAGGAACGGGACAACGCCGUUGAUGUCAGCUGCACUGUUUGGGAAGAAGGAAGUGUUUCGUUUCCUUAUGAAAAAAGGAGCUGAUAUAUCAAAAGAGGAUGAUGAUGGUGAAAAUAUCCUACAUGCAUCUUGUCAAGGAGGAAAUGUAGAUAUAGUGAAACAUGUCCUCACGCGUAAAGUUCUGUACACAAACAGUACAGAUAACAAUGGCAUUACACCUUUGAUGUUGGCAGCAGGUUAUGGGAACCAAGUUGUGUUUCAUUUUCUGAUAGAGAGACGAGCUAAUACCUUAGCAAGGGAUGAUGCUGAUAGAACUAUCCUUCAUUGGGCCUGUCAAGGAGGAAAUGUGAAGAUAGUGGAUGGUAUCCUGACACAAAACAUUGUCGACGUUAACAGCAACGACGGAGAGAAGACGACACCAUUGUUGUUAGCAGCAUACCAUGGCAAAAGAGAUGUGCUUGUGUUAUUAAUAGAAAAGGGUGCUUAUAUUUCAGCAGUCGAUCAUGAAAGUAAAAAUAUUCUCCAUCUUUCCUGCACUGGGGGACACGUGGAUACAGUGAAGUAUGUCCUGAAUCAAAGUAUCGUGGAUAUAAAUAGUAAAGACGACGAAGCAAUGACUCCAGUGAUGCUUGCAGCAUCUCUUGGGAAAAGGGAAGUAUUUGAUAUUCUUUUGAAAAAUGGAGCUGAUCUGUCAGUAGUUGACAAGGGUGGUGACAACAUCCUUUAUUCUGCCAUUCGAGGAGGAAAUGGUAAGAUAGUAAAUUAUAUCCUGAUACAAAAUAUUGUGGAUAUAAAUAGUAAAUAUAGCGAUGGGAUGACACCAGUGCAGCUUGCAGCAUAUUAUGGGCAAAAAGAAGCAUUUGAAAUUCUUGUGAAAAAAGGAGCUGAUCUGUCAGCAGUUGACGAGAGUGGUGACAACAUCCUUCAUUUGGCCUGUGUGGGAAAGGAUGAGGAGAUAAUGAAGCAUGUCCUCAGGCUAGACAUUCUGGACAUAAACUGUAGAGAUACUGACGGUUCCACACCACUUCUGCUCGCAAUAGAAUACAAUGCACGUGGUGUGUUUGACGUGCUACUAGAGAGUGGAGCGGAUCCUUCAGUAGUAAAUAGGGAUGGUGACAACGUCCUUCAUUUGGCCUGUUUAAGAGGUGAUGAGGAGAUGGUGAAGCAUGUCCUCAAGCUACACAUUGUGGACAUAAACUCGAGAGGAUCUAACCGGAUGACACCACUGCUGUUAGCAGCAGAAUACAAUACAUGCAAUGUGUUUGAAUUGCUACGAGAGAGUGGAGCGGAUCCUUCAGUAGUAAAUAGGGAUGGUAAGAACGUCCUUCAUUUUGCCUGUAUCAGAGGUGAUGAGGAGAUGGUGAAGCAUGUCCUCAAGCUACACAUUGUGGACAUAAACUCGAGAGGAUCUAACGGGUUGACACCAUUGCUGUUAGCAGCAGGAUACAGUACAUCCGAUGUGAUUAAAUUGCUACUAGAGAAUGGAGCGGAUCCUUUAGUAGUAAAUAGUGAUGGUGACAACGUCCUUCAUGUGGCCUGUGCAGAAGGAGAUGAGGACAUUGUGAAAUAUCUGCUGUCACAGAGCAUUAUUAAUUUUAACGCUAAGAAUAAUAAGGGAUUGAAUGCAGCCGCGAUAGCGAGGGAGGAGGGUCUCUUAUCAAUAGAAAAGUUACUGUUACAAACCUCCCAGUCAUUGCAUGAUUGA